Messenger RNA from Anolis carolinensis (green anole), 1081 nucleotides. It is a transcript of the gene mrpl40, whose product is annotated as mitochondrial ribosomal protein L40. Gene Ontology annotation, cellular component: mitochondrial ribosome; mitochondrial large ribosomal subunit. Lineage: Eukaryota; Metazoa; Chordata; Lepidosauria; Squamata; Anolidae. The record is from RefSeq and is a predicted model, not a curated record. The coding region runs from base 106 to 708 and encodes 200 amino acids. The transcript has 4 exons.
GCGGGGAGGGGAACUAAUUGCUAGGGACGCGUGUGCACCGCCGGAAGUCUUCCCCCUCCGCGGAACUGAAACGGUUAAAAAAGGCGCUGGAAGAUUUUCGGCGGGAUGAUGUCGGCCUUGUGUUUCGCUCGGAUCGGGGCGGGAAGCGCUUCCUUGAGUUCUCAGUUAAUCUGGAACAUUCAGCACCGAGCAAAUCACUGGCAGUCUUCACUUCUCGGACUGAGGGCUGCUCUCCCCAUGAGAGCAGAACCCAAGAAAAAAAAGAAGGUGGAUCCAAAGAGAGAAAUUGCCAUACGGGACCGUAUGAAGAAGAAGAUUAAAAAAUUGGAAAAGGCUCCCCAGGAAUUGAUUCCCAUUGAAGACUUUAUAACACCGUUCCGAUUCAUGGAUGAAACAAGGGUGCGAGACAUCUCUCCCCUGUCCUUUGAGGAAAGCGAAAGACGAGCACUGCUUUUGAAGAAGUGGACAGUGUACAAGCAAGCACAGAACAAGGCAGAGAUGAAGGCAGCCAAGGCCCUGAUGGAGGCCCAAGAAGAGGCCUUAAAAGAACUACGCCUCGAAUCGGAGGAGCUGUAUCAGGCAGCUAUUCAGCAGGAUGAAGGGCUGUUUCCUUUUGAGAGGCAGGAGCCGACCCACACACCGCCGGUGUCAAAGUAUGAGGCUCCCGAAGGGAGGUGCCAUGACAUCACUAAAGUUUAUACCCAUUGACACCAAAGGUUGCGAAGGGACUGUUGGAAGUCGCUUCAUUCGAUAAAUAAAUACAAUCACAGUAGACUGGAAAGCAGUCUGGUCACCCACUGGUUCUGAGUAAGGCAAAUCGUGCCUGAAGCAAACAAAACUGAAGGGAAUGUGUAUCGUUUUUAGAGUGAAGUAUAUUCUAGACACUGAUAAUCCAGUUCUUCCUGGACAAACUGCGCGCUAAAAUGUUUUUAAGACCCAACCCUCCAUAAUUUCCUUUCUGGCUCAUGGAUGUCAGUGUGGGAUCCUAUUAUGUUUGGGUUUUGUCAUUUCCUUUGGGGUAUCCUGAGAGCUAUUGAGCAGGAUGCUCAUUUAAAAAAUAAAAUCCUUGGGAAGAAAUACA